Molecule: messenger RNA, 2888 nt
Organism: Vitis vinifera (wine grape)
Lineage: Eukaryota; Viridiplantae; Streptophyta; Magnoliopsida; Vitales; Vitaceae
Product: cellulose synthase-like protein E6
Exons: 7
Coding region: 499-2799 (766 amino acids)
Biological process (GO): cellulose biosynthetic process; plant-type primary cell wall biogenesis
Cellular component (GO): trans-Golgi network; plasma membrane
Molecular function (GO): mannan synthase activity; cellulose synthase (UDP-forming) activity
Source: RefSeq, a predicted model, not a curated record
ACCAGAGAGUCCAGAAAUUGCAAUUUUUUAAGGAAAAAAGAAUGAGCACAUGAACUCUGUUUGUGCAUGCAGAGGAUGCUUAAACCUUGAAUAUCCCUUCUCUCUUUGUUAGAUACAUUCUUGAAUUUAAAGGAAACAGUAGGCAGGUUAUAUAAGGUAAUGCAUGAGACAGCAGAGGGAGAGUAAGAGUAUGAGAGCUAGAGAGAUGCUUCUCUUCCUCUGUUUGAAACAAGGGCUGAAAAGGGUCAAAUCUUGUUUCACUGUUUAUCCAGUUUCAAUCUUUGUGGGUACUUGUUCUAUUUGUGCUCGGGUCAUUUACAAGAGGAAAGCAAUUUAGAGAUGGGUGGGCUUAGAUGGGAUAAUUUGUUUUUACUCCUUUCUUUGAUGCUAUUUAAAGCGGCAAAGUAAAGUUUUGACCAUAACAACAAUAAAAUGAAAAAUGCAAACCAAACUAUUUAUAUAAGCUGAUCACAUGGUGGUGAGAGAAAGACAGAAGCAAUGGGCAAAGAUGGCUAUCUUCCUCUCUUUGAAACAAAAGCUGCUAGGGGUCGUAUACUAUUCAAAUGCUAUGCAGCAUCUGUUUUGGUGGGCAUCACUUUUAUCUGUGUUUAUAGGGUGGUUCACUUCCCAGCUGCAGGUGGACAACUACUGAAAAGAUGGGCUUGGAUGGGUUUAUCUUUAGCUGAAUUGUGGUUCAGUUUGUACUGGUUCAUCACUCAAUUCGUUAGAUGGAACCCCAUCUAUCGCUACACCUUCAAAGACAGGCUCUCUCAGAGAUAUGAGAACGCUUUUCCAUACAUAGACAUAUUUGUGUGCACUGCAAAACCAAGAAUAGAGCCACCCAUCAUGGUCAUCAACACCGUUUUAUCAGUCAUGGCUUAUAAUUAUCCAUCACAAAAACUAUGCGUCUAUCUCUCUGAUGAUGGAGGCUCAGACCUGACCUUCUAUGCCUUGUUAGAGGCCUCUCGCUUCUCAAAACAUUGGCUACCAUUUUGCAGGAAGUUCAGUAUAGAACCAAGGUCACCUGCUGCUUAUUUUUCCACAAAUCCCAAACCCCAUGAUAGUAAUCCUCUCAUGGCUCAAGAGCGGUUCUCCAUCAAGAAAUCGUAUGAAGACAUGAAGAAUAGAAUUGAAACCACCACUAGACUGGGCAGGGUUUCAGAAGAAAUAAGAAAGGAGCACAAAGGAUUUCAAGAGUGGAACCAUGUCUCUACACAGUAUAAUCAUCAGUCCAUUGUUCAGAUACUAAUUGAUGGGAGAGAGGACAAGGCUGUGGAUGUUGAAGGCCAAUCCUUGCCAACUCUAGUAUACUUGUCCCGGGAGAAGAGACCCCAAUACCACCACAAUUUUAAAGCUGGAGCUAUGAAUUCACUGAUAAGGGUGUCAUCAAAGAUAAGCAACGGUUCGAUCAUUCUUAAUGUGGACUGUGACAUGUACUCCAACAAUUCAGAAUCGGUGAGAGAUGCUUUGUGCUUUUUCAUGGAUGAACAGAAGGGCCAUGAAAUUGCUUAUGUCCAGUUUCCACCGAGCUAUAAUAAUCUCACUACGAAUGACUUAUAUGGCACCUGCUUUAGGGUGCUUAAUGAGGUGGACCUUCCAGGACUUGAUGCUAAUGGAGGGCCUUGCUAUAUCGGUAGUGGGUGCUUUCACAGGAGAAAGGCACUGUGUGGAAUGAAAUAUAGCGAGGAAUGUGAGAGAGAAUGGAAGAGAGAGACCGACAGAACGGCAAGAGAAAGUGCAAGUGUAUUAGAAGCAUCGUGCAAGGUCCUUGCAAGUUGUAGCUAUGAAGAGAACACCCAAUGGGGAAAAGAGGUUCCUCUAUCUGUCUCAUCAAUGCCAUCGUUUUAUUUUUUCCUUUUUCUUUCUUCGAGUAAGAAACUUCAUGCUUAUGUUGACUUGCAGAUGGGUUUGAAGUAUGGUUGUUCAGUUGAAGAUAUAAUUACAGGAUUAUCAAUACAAUGCAGAGGUUGGAAAUCCAUCAGUUUCAGCCCAGAAAGGAAAGGCUUUGUAGGUGUUGCCCCUACAACACUAUUGCAGUCAUUAAUACAACACAAGAGAUGGUCUGAAGGCAACUUCCAGAUCUUUCUCUCAAGGUACUGCCCCCUCCUAUAUGGGCAUAAAAGGAUUCCUCUCGAGCUUCAAUUCUCAUAUUGUCCCUACCUGCUCUGGGCUCCAAACUGCUUGCCUACACUAUACUAUGUCGCUGUCCCAUCCCUCUGUCUCCUUGGAGGCAUCUCCUUGUUUCCAGAGAUAUCAAGCCUGUGGGCACUGCCCUUUGCCUAUGUCAUCAUUGCCAAGUAUGCAUACAGCUUAGGCGAGUUUCUUUGGUUUGGUGGCACAAUCCAAGGUUGGUGGAAUGAACAGAGGAUAUGGGCGUUGAGAAGGACAACUUCCUACUUCUUUGCCCUCCUUGAUACAAUCUUGAAGCUACUAGGGUUUGCUGAGACCACUUUUGCAGUCACUGCAAAGGUGUCUGAUGAAGAUGUGUCCCGAAGAUACGAGCAAGAAGUUAUGGAGUUUGGCUCUCCUUCACCAAUGUUUACCAUUAUAGCCACACUUGCAAUGCUCAAUCUGUUCAGUUUUGUUUGUUGUGUAAAGAGGGUGUUUGUGGGUAUUCAAAUUAAAACUUUGGAGUCAUUUGCACUGCAGGGUAUCUUAUGUGGGGUUGUUGUUCUCAUCAACCUGCCUGUGUACCAAGGUCUUUUCUUCCGCAAGGACAAGGGCGCCAUGCCAAACUCUGUCACGUACAAAUCGGUUGCUUUAGCACUAUUGGCCUGCUCAAUAGCUUUGUAUCAGUAAGCCAAGUGUCUCUUCACCACACCUCCCUAUGUAUAUCAUGUAACGCUUUGCAGAACUUUUGAUUUAUUGGAAAUUAGAUAUUUAUUUAU